AUGCAGAGUGGUCGCAUCAUCAUAAUCGAGCAAGGGCCAGACUAUGACUGCCUUGACGCCUUGCGCGAGAGAUCUCGCGGACUAUCCAGCGGGGAAAUCCGCAAGCUUCUCAGCAUGUUCGGCCCCGUUUUCGACCAGGUGCCGGAGACUAUGACGAAGGACCAGUGCCGCACUUUCCUCAAGAAAUGCACCUCGCAAGGCCAGUACUUUUUGCCACCAGCUGCAGACGAAGCAAGUGAUCUAGUGCAGUAUCUACAACGAGGAAAGGCCGUAGCACAGCUGUCAGCAGUAGACUGGAUUGCGCCAAAAGCGUCAGAUCCUAGUGCAAAAAGGCAGAGGACUGACAACGAGGCUGGUAACAAUGUGGAUGACGGAGCGCAACAAGGUGACGCAGCUGCUGCUAUUGAGGGUCCCAAUCAAGUGGGGAAGGAUCAGCAGCAACGUCGGGACCUAGGCAGACGUGGCGCGAGAAUAGUCG
Messenger RNA from Amoebophrya sp. A25, 478 nucleotides. The record is from the annotation of a GenBank genome assembly. Lineage: Eukaryota; Dinophyceae; Syndiniales; Amoebophryaceae.